Molecule: messenger RNA, 2074 nt
Organism: Daldinia vernicosa
Lineage: Eukaryota; Fungi; Ascomycota; Sordariomycetes; Xylariales; Hypoxylaceae
Product: Nitrilotriacetate monooxygenase component A/pristinamycin IIA synthase subunit A
Exons: 3
Coding region: 394-1821 (475 amino acids)
Molecular function (GO): monooxygenase activity; oxidoreductase activity, acting on paired donors, with incorporation or reduction of molecular oxygen
Source: RefSeq, a predicted model, not a curated record
CUACGGGUAUAAACUCUGUUAUACUCGGUAUUUCGUAAGAGGGUCACACUUGGCGGGCACACCGAACCCGCAUCACGCAAUCCGCGCGGAGCAUGAUGGAAGAAUCGGGGUAGGCCAAUGACGCCCUUAACAUCCACCUCCGUAUCUAUACAUUUCCAUCAGGGUAACAACAGUCUUUAGGGCCCAUCGCCUAGAGAAGAAAAUUAGAUAAAUAUCCCUCGAAUAUAUAUAAAAGAAUAUUGUGUCCUCGUUGAAUUCGUAUUUUACAUUGGUUUUUGAUAACCGCUACGUGCUUCAGUGGCUCGGAGGCAAUCUGCUAUAUCGGAAGUUAUACAAUAAGAAUAUAAUCAUUCAUAGUGUUCUAUCACUCAGAUAUAGGAUUCAAAACAGAGAAUGGCGUCAUCUAACGAGACCGGAGGUGAGGCGCAGAAGCCAAAGAAACAGCUUCUCCUAAACGCCUUCGUGAUGACGACGCCCGGGCAUCUGUCUCCAGGGCUCUGGAAGCACCCACGGAAUCAUACAGACGACUAUAAUAAGCUCAGCUUCUGGACGUCACUUGCGCAGCUCUUAGACAAGGGCGACUUCCAUGCCAUGUUUAUCGCGGACACUCUGGGCCCGUAUGAUGUUUAUAGGGGCCCAGCUAACGUAGAUCCGGUGCUUGCCUCAGGCGCACAGUACCCAGUCAACGACCCGUUGUAUGCCGUGCCGGCCAUGGCGGCCGCGACGAAGAAUCUGAUUUUUGGUGUCACUGCCUCAACUACUUACGAUGCGCCAUAUGCUUUGGCUCGGCGAUUCUCGACAGUCGACCACCUAGCCGAAGGCCGGGUAGCAUGGAACAUUGUGACCUCGUACCUCGAAAGUGCGGCCAGAAACUUUGGACUGGAGACGCAGAUCGAACACGAUGAGAGGUACCGAAUUGCAGAGGAGUAUAUGGAUGUGGUCUACAAGCUUUGGGAAAGCAGUUGGAGAGACGAUGCCGUUAUUCGGGAUCGUGAAAAGGGUCAGUUUGCAGUAGCAGGGAGAGUGCGCCCGAUCAAUCAUAAGGGCAAAUACUUCCAAGUCCCGGGUCCGCAUAUUUCGGAGCCGUCUCCCCAGCGAACGCCGUUUCUAUUCCAAGCUGGUACAUCCAAAGCCGGAACAGAAUUCGGAGCAAAGCAUGCAGAGGCCGUGUUCAUGGGCGGUCAACUUCCGGAGCUGGUGCGAAAAUCGGUUGACGCGCUUCGAUCCACAGCCAAGACAUUCGGCAGGGACCCGAACCACAUCAAAGUAUUUACGGGCGUUACCAUUAUUGUUGACGAGACGGACGAGAAGGCGCAGGCUAAAUAUAAAGAGCUUCUUUCGUAUGGGGACCGCGAAGGCGCGCUUGCGUUAUUCGGCGGCUGGACAGGAAAUGACCUUUCAUCCUUUUCUGACGACGAAGAUUUAGUUCUUGUCGACAAGCCUGCGAUUCGGUCUUUGAUUCAUCGAUGGUCUUCUACUGUACCCGGUACCGAGGGGCUAAAAUGGACCAAAGCUCGAAUUGCAGAAUUCCUAUCGAUAGGAGGCAUGAUGCCCAAGAUCGUAGGAAGUCCCAAAACUGUUGUGGACGAGCUGGAAAGAUGGGCCGAGGUAGCGGAUGUGGACGGAUUCAAUCUGGCGCACGUAGUGAACCCUGGCUCAUUUGAGGAUAUCAUCGAGUUUGUAAUUCCCGAAUUACGAAGAAGGGGACUGUUCCGAGCAGAGGCUGAGCGGCCAGGGGUCACAGCGCGGGAAGUAUUUUUCGGACAGCCGCAUCUUCUGAGCGACCAUCCGGGCCACCAGUAUAAAUGGCCAAUAUCUUAGAUGUAUUGUACAUGGGCGUACGUGUUUGCAUGCAGUAAUCUCCGAUGAAUAUAGAAAUGUAGUGCUUCAUAACCAAUUCGUAACUAAAUCUGGUGCCGUUGCCGUUGCGUCUGUGCCGAGAACCGAAUAUUCCAAGCCAAGGAAAUUGAAGCUUUGAAGGAAGUAAGUAAGGUACACAGGUAUGAGGUAGGAGGAGUGAAUAUUAUUCACUGGAUAAAAAUUGAUGGAUCCAAUGACCUGCACCCUAACGUCG